AUUGCGUCAUAUCCGUAUCACGGCGGCCUUUCCGCUUUGUGUAGGAACGAAGGCUCGUUGUACUGUGCAUUUAGAUUUUAGCCAUUUUUUUUACACAUCGUUACCAUCUUCCAUGCUGGCGUGCACCGUGUGAUGAAAGCUUCAUGAACGAGCGAGCAAUUGUGCUUCGUUAAAAUCUGCUGCUCUUGACUUGGACGUGCCAGACCUUCCGUGUGCCUGAUAUGGAAAUCUGUAACUCAGCCGCCGAAUCGUAGGAAAUUGGAAGUCAGCAAAUUUACUUUCAAGUGUGUCAUCGGCGAGGGUCACAUCAGAAGCCGCCUCAUGGGAGACAUAUGGGUGCAGUGUUUUGCCUGCUGCGUAACGGACCAACCUCCUCCCAAACGGCGUCGACGGCGGAUAGAUCGCACCAUGAUCGGCAACCCUACAAAUUUCCAGCACACGGCCCACGUUGGGUCCGGUGACAUGGGCGUUCACCUGAAUGCUCUACAGAACCAGAUGGCAUCUAAGGGAGGCUACGACUACGCCAUCCCCGUAGACGUUGCCAUCCAGGUUGUGGAUGUACAAAACUGAAUACGACGUCGUACUUCACGUCACUGUAAGAAAGUGUGCGUCAGUGCACGCAAGUGGCCAGCGUGCGCGUGAUGGUUGGUGGACCCUUGAGUGAUAGUGGACCCUGUCUCCUCCCCCCCCAGUGUUCUUAAUCUCAUUUUCUUACGCUCCUCGAUGUCACCCCCCCCUUCGAAAAAUGUGCACGUCUCUAUAUUUAUACAUCUAGGUUAUAAUUGCGAAGCAGGCGGCAGAACACGAGCAGAAACACGGCUUAUCUUUACGCAAAAUAUUCGGGGAAGACGUAGCCUCCUUUUUUUAUAUCGGCCUAUUUUAAAGUGCAAGCGGGGCAGUUGAUUCUGCUUGUAAAGCUUGAGCAAUUUUAAGCUAGAGCAUUGUGAGAUGUUUUGUGUGUGUGUAGAAUGUUUUGCAUGCUUGUAAAUAUUUUGCAUUUGACCGGAGGGGACCUGCAGCGAAAUGUUGUUGCGCAAAGUUCAGGAUGAUGCCGGCACCAUUUCUGGCGGGAAGAAGAAAAUGUGAUACAACUGUUAUUGGAACUUGCUCGAUUCUGAAGCUUUUUUUUUUUUUCUUUUUCUCACUGCGGAUUCCUUGGCACUGUGUUUAUGGUGAUGCAUGCUAACGUGUGGGAAGCGGUGAAUAUAGCUUGCGCGGAAAGAUUUUUUUUUUCAAAGCUGACUUGAACGAAGGUACCUCGAAUAAAAAAAAAAAGGUUUCCUAGA
Ornithodoros turicata is the source of this 1286-nucleotide messenger RNA. It is a transcript of the gene Spec2, whose product is annotated as CDC42 small effector protein 2-like. Gene Ontology annotation, molecular function: small GTPase binding. Gene Ontology annotation, cellular component: plasma membrane. Gene Ontology annotation, biological process: regulation of Rho protein signal transduction. The record is from RefSeq and is a predicted model, not a curated record. The transcript is spliced from 5 exons. The coding region runs from base 322 to 570 and encodes 82 amino acids. NCBI's taxonomy places the organism in Eukaryota, Metazoa, Arthropoda, Arachnida, Ixodida, Argasidae.